CUCCCUCUCUCUCUCUCUAUCCCUCCCAUUCUGUCUUUACCUCUCUCUCAUUCCCUCUUCCUAACCCUCUCUCCCCUCAUCUUCUCUUUCUCUCAUCUCUUCCUCCUUUUUCACAUUCCUCUCCUCUUUUACCUCUCCCUUCCAUCCCUCCUUCUUACUUAUCCCUUCCCUCCCUCUCUCUGUCUCUCCCUCCCUUUCAUUCUCUUCCUCCUUCUCUUUCUGUCCCUUUUUGUACUUUCCCUCCCCUCCAGCACUCGUCCCCUCCCUUUCUCUCUCUCUCCAUCCCUCUCUCUGCCCUCCUUCUUUCUCUCCCCCCUCCCCGUGUCUGGGCUGCUGCUCUCCUCCCAUUCAGACUUCUGUCCCGGAAGGUAACCCAGCCCUGCAGGAAGUAGAAGGGGCUCCUCCUCUAUCUGUCUGUGCCCCCCUCCAUCUGACAAUUCUCUCCCCCUCCCCAGCCGAGGGCCACUGACAGGGGGUGACCCCCAGAAGAGAGGAGGCGCGGAGCGUGAGAGACACCAGGCGGGGAGCCAGGUCUCAAGAUGGCAUCGGACUUGGGCAGCAGCCUGACCUCCAUAGACUGGCUCCCACAGCUCACCAUCCAGGCUGCCAUGAAGGGGACGCAGGGCAGCGGCGGACGUAAAGGUCCAGGGUCCCCCACCGAUCCCAACGCCAUGCUGACAAAGGAGGAGGCAGCGGCCCACCGCGACGGAAAGCCCCCUUACAGUUACGCCAACCUCAUCCAGUACGCCAUCAACUCGGCACCUGCCAAGCGCAUGACUCUCAGCGAGAUAUACCGCUGGAUCUGCGAUAACUUCCCCUAUUACCGCAACGCUGGCGUCGGCUGGAAGAAUUCCAUUCGCCACAAUCUGUCUCUAAACAAAUGUUUCAGGAAAGUUCCUCGUCCAAGAGAUGACCCGGGAAAGGGCUCUUACUGGAUGAUUGACAGCUGCCCAAAAGAAGAUAUAAACCUGCCCCGACGGAAGAGACAACACCCUGACGAUGAGCUCUCCCAGGAUUCCACUGAGCAGGAUGUCAAUAAAAGCCCCGCCAGUGCAACCAGCGAAGUGUCUUUACCCCCGGAAGCCGUCCAAGGACAUCACAUGGAGAAUAACUCCCCGCUCCCCAGCUACAGCCAGGCUGCCCCGACUCACAUGCAGUCAGAUUCCAGGGCCCCGUCCUACAACAACAACGACUGCUACAAAUUCUCCUUCUCCGAGAACAGCAGCCCGGACCUGAGCUCGUCUUUCCGCAGCCUGUACUACUCUCUGUUGGGCAAACAGGGGCAAUCACCUUUACCUCCGGAGGUGCAAACAUCCAGCUGCUGUAUGUACCAGCAGAACACGGGGGGGAACUCUUCUGUGCACCCCCACAGCGUCCCCAACAUCAGCAGCCCCCCACCUCAACACCAUCAAACCCAGCACCCGUCUUAUCUCCCUCAGCAGCAGAUGCCCCGGCCGCCAGUGCCUGGGAUGUCCCUUGGGCUCCCCAGCGACUGGUGCUCAAACAUUGACUCCUUAAAGGAAAGCUUCAAGAUAGUGAGCAGUCUGGAUUGGUCCAGCGUGGAUCUGUCCCAGUUCUCAGACCUCAUGGAAAGUCUACGUCAGGCAGAGCUGAAGAACUGGAGUCUGGAUCAGCAUCACAUCGCCAGCCUGUGCGACUCCCUGAGCCAUCUGCUAAACCAGACCGGGCUCCUGCCGCCAACGCACGGGCAACCCUCUCAGUGCCAGGCACAGUGCCUGCCCCCCACCACCAGCAGUGCCUGCGCGCUCCGGGGCGGGAAGCCCGGCCAUAGCAUGGCAGUAAACUCCUACGGGCAAAAUCAGCAUCCCCCUGCCUCCUGUGGUCACACUUUCACCGCACCCCCUGGUUACCCCAUCCAGACCCAGGCACCCCCCACCUACAGCCAGCAAGGACGCCACUCACAACGUGCUUUGUACCCCCCGCCUCGUCCCUCGCUACGCUACCCCCACAGCAGCGACGACAUUCAAGAUGACUUUGACUGGGACUCCAUCGCUUAAAAGACUCGCCAGCCCACCCCGUGGGGCAUUACAGAGACUGGAGUGAGUGCCGCACUCCGCUACGUGUGUGUGUAUGUGUGUAUAUAGAUAUACAUAUAUACAUGUAUAUAAUCGUAUAUCUCCGCCCGACAAUCAGGGGCACAGUAUCCCCUCUCGCUAAGCAGGAGGGGACCAUAAGAAAAAGCCCCGUUUCACCCGAUAUUGCCCCCCCCCGAUGCCAUAAAGAGAGGGAGUCGAAAUAACGACGAUGCCUUUCUGUCUGCCUGCCCCGGCGUGGGGGGAGAUCUCCCAGCGCCGCGGCUUCUGGUGUAACUGAAGGAAAGAUGGAGCGGCCCGAAUUAUUUAUACGGCACAUGCGUACGUCACGACAGAAACUGUUAUUAACAUGCACAAGACUCCGCUCCGGAAAUAUCCACCGACUGGCGAAUCCUCGCCGCCAUCUUGGAUUUGUAGCCUCCAUGUUUUGUCACCAUUGAGGAACGCCGCCCGACAACCUUUUGCCGACCUGUGAGUCCAGUAUGAAAAGAAUUAAGCGAUGCAUGGUGCAGGGUUGGGGGCAUCCGCGCAGCCCCUCUUAACUGUUUCAGCGCUGGAAUGCUUUAGAGGAAAGAAGAGGAGGGAUUGAAGAUACGUAUCCAGAAAAACCAAGACGCUCGGACUUUUGUGAAAUCACAGACAUUUUUUUCCAUUUCAAGGACAGAACUUGUUUUCCUGCUUUAAACAAAGUGUACUAAUCAAACCACCUGUGCACAAGCAUUGGGAUCUUAUAAAAGAAAAAAAUAUAUGGUGUACCGCUGCUUCUGAGGCCUGGCUUUGGGAAAUGUCAUCUGUCCUGUUAUUGUCAUCAUCAUCAUCUGUGUCACGCUGGUCUGAAUACAAUUAUUGUUCAAA
Molecule: messenger RNA, 2909 nt
Organism: Spea bombifrons (plains spadefoot toad)
Lineage: Eukaryota; Metazoa; Chordata; Amphibia; Anura; Pelobatidae
Gene: FOXJ2
Product: forkhead box J2
Exons: 11
Coding region: 540-2018 (492 amino acids)
Biological process (GO): regulation of transcription by RNA polymerase II
Cellular component (GO): nucleus
Molecular function (GO): RNA polymerase II cis-regulatory region sequence-specific DNA binding; DNA-binding transcription factor activity, RNA polymerase II-specific
Source: RefSeq, a predicted model, not a curated record